UCGCAAUGGGAGAAAGAAAGAAAGAAAGAAAGAAAGAAAGAAAGAAAGAAAGAAAGAAAGAAAGAAAGAAAGAAAAGCCCUGCAGAGCGAGCAGGCCACAGUGCCCGUCUGUUUUCCCAGCGGAGUCUCCAAUGACCGAAACGCUGACCCCGGAGCAGAUCACGGAGUACAAGGGCAUCUUUGAGAUGUUCGACGAAGAGGGGAACGGCUUAGUGAAGACGGCCGAGCUGGAAAGGCUCAUGAGCUUGAUCGGCAUCAACCCCACCAAGCGGGAACUGGAGACGAUGGCCAAGGACGUGGACAAAGACGGUAAAGGCAGCUUCAACUGUGACGGAUUCCUGGUCUUGAUGGGCAUCUACCACGAAAAAUCCAAGAACCAGGACGAGGAACUCAGGGCAGCCUUCAAGGUCUUCGACCAGGAGCACAAAGGCUACAUCGAGUGGAACACCUUGAAGUAUGUGCUGACGAACGCUGGGGAACCCCUCAAUGAACACGAAGCUGAACUCAUGAUGAAGGAAGCAGACAAGGACGGGGAUGGGACCAUCGACUACGAAGAGUUUGUGGCAAUGAUGACAGGGGAAUCCUUUAAGCUGACGCAGUAAGGCCUUUUGGAAGAGAUGCCUCCUUGAAGAAAAUGGCCCCAUCCAUAUCCCUCCUGCCCACCUCGGCAGGCUUUAUUCCCUGCAAGGUGAACAGACUACCUUUCAGGUGACUGGAGGGGGAAAUUACAUAUAUAUCCAUCAGGCCCCAAACCACAGCAUUUUUAAAAACUACAGCAAGAAGCUGCAAGCAAAGAGGGGGUGAUGGAGAACUUCUCCCAGAGCACGUCUACACUACGGAAUUAAACUGGUUUAAGAGUCUCUCGCGCGCUCAUGGGUAUGAUCGUUUUAUGAGCCAAGGAUGGGCGGGCUUUAACCGAAAGUGAUUAUCGAACCCCGGUUCCCAGGGUUCUUUGGGAGAACUCACAACCGGUGUCAAGCCAACAGAAGUUCGGAGUGUGGGCGGUUUGUGCGUGCCUGAUCCCUCAAGCAAGA
Hemicordylus capensis (graceful crag lizard) is the source of this 1034-nucleotide messenger RNA. It is a transcript of the gene CALML6, whose product is annotated as calmodulin like 6. The coding region runs from base 6 to 602 and encodes 198 amino acids. Gene Ontology annotation, cellular component: myosin II complex. The transcript has 5 exons. The record is from RefSeq and is a predicted model, not a curated record. NCBI's taxonomy places the organism in Eukaryota, Metazoa, Chordata, Lepidosauria, Squamata, Cordylidae. Gene Ontology annotation, molecular function: calcium ion binding.